CCCAAUCCACCCGGUUUCGUCUUUCAUUACCAAUUUUCCCAACAUUGGUUUACACUUAUAAUCGCACCCGCAUACCAGCUACAUAUUCCCGAUCAUUAAUUAGGAACCUGAUAGCAUUGCCGUUAAUAUAAUUAACACCGUAUGACUUUAGACAACGGAUUGACAUAGUUAAUACUUAUACAUAUGCGAGGCGGGGUGUGCUUUGGAGCUGAGCCAUUAUAAUAACCGUGGUUACUUAUAUAUAACUAUAUUGUCUUCUAUCGGAUCAGUCCUAUUUCAGCUUUAAGACAGUUAUUUCGUGGGAUUUGGGAAUCAUGACAAAACCAAUAUUAUACGGAAUAUACGUUAGUCCUCCCGUGAGGUCAGUUCUUUUAGUGGCGAAAACAAUCGGACUCGAUUUGGAAUUUCGUGAAGUGAAUCUUUCAGCCGGGGAACAUAAACAGCCUGAAUACUUGGAGAAGAAUCCACAACACACCGUGCCGACUUUAGAUGACAAUGGCAACAUUAUUUGCGACAGUCAUGCAAUUGUCACCUACCUUAUUGGGAAAUAUGCCAAAGAUGAUUCCCUCUACCCGAAAGAUUUAUAUAAAAGAGCCUUAGUCGAUCAGCGAUUGCACUUUGACUCCGGGGUACUGUUUGUUCGGCUAGGAAUGAUCAUAAAACAGAUUCUCUAUCAAAAUGAUCCGAAUAUACCCCAAGCAAAACUUGACGACCUCAGUGAAGCCUAUAGUUUCUUGGAUACUUUUCUCACCAAAAGUCAAUAUCUAUCUGGACCAUCGAUGACGAUUGCCGAUUUAUGUUGUAUUGCAACGACUUCAUCGAGCCAGGGAUUCCUUCCUGUCGAUCCGGAAAAAUAUCCAAAUUUGUCUGCAUGGAUGAAACGCAUGGAAAAGUUGCCUUACUAUGAAGAGGUCAAUGGGAAAUAUGCUAAGCAACUGAUUGCGUACCUCAAUAGUAGAAUCGCAGAAUUGAAAAAGUACUAUUUCAACUUUAACACAGUUAUUUCGUUGGAUUUGAGAAUCAUGCCAAAGCCAAUAUUAUACGGAAUAUACGUUAGUCCUCCGGUACGGUCAGUUCUUUUAGUUGCGAAAGCAAUCGGGCUGGAUUUAGAAUUUCGUGAAGUGAAUCUAGGAUCAGGGGAAAACAAAACACCAGAAUAUUUAGAGAAAAAUCCGCAGCAUACCGUGCCAACUUUGGAUGACAACGGCAACAUUAUUUGCGAUAGUCACGCAAUUGUCACCUACCUUAUUGGGAAAUACGCCACGGACGAUUCUCUUUACCCGAAAGAUCUAUAUAAACGGGCCUUAGUCGAUCAACGAUUGCAUUUUGAUUCAGGGGUACUGUUUGUUCGGCUAAGGGCAAUAAUAAGACAGGUUCUCUAUCAGAAUAAUCCGAAUAUUCCUCAAGAGAAACUAGAUGACCUCAGUGAAGCCUAUGGUUUCUUGGAUACUUUUCUCACCAAGAGCCAAUAUCUAUCUGGACCAUCGAUGACGAUUGCCGAUUUAUGUUGUAUUGCAACGACCUCAUCGGCCCAGGGGUUGGUUGCUGUCGAUUCGAAAAAAUAUCCAAAUCUGUCUGCAUGGAUGAAACGCAUGGAAAGUUUGCCGUACUACGAAGAGAUCAAUGGCAAACACGCUAAGCAAUUGAUCGCGUUCUACUAUUUCAACUUUAAGACAGUUAUUUCGUUGGAUUUGAGAGUCAUGAAUCUAGCGUUAGGAGAAAACAAAACGCCUGAAUAUUUAGAGAAAAAUCCGCAGCAUACCGUGCCCACUUUAGAUGACAACGGCAACAUUAUUUGCGAUAGUCACGCAAUUGUCACCUACCUUAUUGGAAAAUACGCCAAGGACGAUUCUCUUUACCCGAAAGAUCUAUAUAAAAGAGCCUUAGUCGAUCAACGAUUGCAUUUUGACUCAGGGGUACUGUUUGUUCCGCUAAUAGCAAUUGUAAAACAGGUUCUCUAUCAGAAUAAUCCGAAUAUUCCUCAAGAGAAACUAGAUGACCUCAGUGAAGCCUAUGGUUUCUUGGAUACUUUCCUCACUAAGAGUCAAUAUCUAUCUGGACCAUCGAUGACGAUUGCCGAUUUAUGUUGUAUUACAACGAUCUCAGUGACGGAAGGGUUGGUUGCUGUCGAUCCGAAAAAAUAUCCAAAUCUGUUUGCAUGGAUGAAAUGCAUGGAAAGUUUGCCGUCCUACGAAGAGAUCAAUGGCAAACACGCUAAGCAAUUGAUCGCGAUCUGGAACUUGGAAAUCAUGCCGAAGCCAAUACUAUACGGAAUGUACCUAAGUCCUCCGGUGCGCUCCGUUCUUUUAGUAGCAAAAGCAAUCGGUCUUGAUUUAGAUUUUCGCGAAGUGAAUGUAUUAUCCCAGGAAAAUAAAAAGCCAGAAUAUCUAGAGAAAAAUCCACAACACACCGUGCCGCUUCUAGAUGAUGACGGCAAGAUUAUUUGGGACAGCCAUGCCAUUGCUACCUAUCUUAUUGAAAAAUACGGAAAAGAUGGUUCCCUCUACCCGGCAGAUUUAUAUGAACGAGCGGUGAUUAAUCAGCGAUUACACUUUGAUUCGGGAGUACUCUUUGUGCGUCUAAUAGCAAUCACAAGAAACAUUAUCUUCAACAAUGAUCCAAAUAUUCCACAAGAGAAGCUUGACGCCCUCAAUGAAGCUUACAGUUUCUUGGAUAAAUUUCUCAGUAAAGACCAAUAUCUAUGUGGGCCAACGCUAACAGUCGCUGAUUUAUGCUGCAUUUCAACGAUCUCGUCCAGCCAAGGGGUGCUUCCAGUCGAUUCAACGAAACAUCCAAAUUUGUCUGCAUGGGUGAAACGCUUGGAAGACUUGCCUUACUAUGAAGAGACCAAUGGCAAAUAUGCCAAACAAUUGAUUUCAUUCAUUGAUAAUAAAAUUAAAGAACUGAAAAAAUGAAACUCAGUUGAAACAAGUAAUUGUUGAUAAAUCACUGAAAUAAAAAUUAUGCUCUUUGAAAUA
Molecule: messenger RNA, 2978 nt
Organism: Hermetia illucens (black soldier fly)
Lineage: Eukaryota; Metazoa; Arthropoda; Insecta; Diptera; Stratiomyidae
Exons: 8
Coding region: 315-2915 (866 amino acids)
Biological process (GO): glutathione metabolic process
Molecular function (GO): glutathione transferase activity
Source: RefSeq, a predicted model, not a curated record